Messenger RNA from Megachile rotundata (alfalfa leafcutting bee), 2399 nucleotides. RefSeq names its product nuclear protein localization 4 (gene Npl4). Gene Ontology annotation, cellular component: nucleus. Gene Ontology annotation, molecular function: ubiquitin protein ligase binding; ubiquitin binding. The record is from RefSeq and is a predicted model, not a curated record. Lineage: Eukaryota; Metazoa; Arthropoda; Insecta; Hymenoptera; Megachilidae. Gene Ontology annotation, biological process: ubiquitin-dependent protein catabolic process.
UUGACGAUUCACGAAAUGAGUUAAAAGAGUUAGAAAAAGAAUAAUUCGUGCGAUAGAAACAGAACUACAACUACAUCCUCGGAAAUAACCACAGUACUAAAAGACGAAUGUAAUACAAAAAUACACCCCUUAACGGUUCAAAGAACGCCCAGGGAUGUUGAGGAUGAAUGUGAGAUCAACAUCAAAUGGACUUUCGCGAUACAACGUUACGGGCAAGCAAGUUGAACAGAGGUUGAACAGCUGAUGCUUCGUCGACACCGGCGAAAUGUCAAAGUCUAGGCAAAUUACUCUGCGUGUACAAUCUUCAGAGGGAACAAAACGUAUAGAUGUACAUCCUUCCGACACAAUUUCUCAAUUAUUUGAAAAGGUUUACAAUGCUUUUGAAUUAAAUAGCUUUGGAUUUGGACUCUAUAGACAACGAAAUCUCAAAGAUGAACUUAUAUCUACUCGUAGCAGAACAGUUUCAGGGAUAGGACUUUCUCAUGGGGACAUGUUAUAUCUAGCUCCCCUUAAUGGUACAGAAGUAUGGAGUACUCCAUCGACUAGUAAUGCUUCUAUAGACAUUUCUCAAGAAUCAGGAUCAAUGGAUACAACAGAAGCUACGAAUCGCAAUGCCACAACAUCACGAUCUAUACCAAAUUUAAGCGUAACUGAGGAUGAGGUUGAUGAACAAUUACGGAAACUUGAUGGUAAAAUACAGAGAAAACGUGACGAAAAGCUAUGUAGACAUGGUCCAAAUGGGUGCUGUGUUCAUUGUUCUCCCUUAGAACCUUUUGACGAAGUUUAUCUUAAAGAACAAAAUAUCAAACAUUUAUCUUUUCAUUCGUAUCUCAAGAAGCUCACUGCUGGUGCUGAUAGAGGGAAGUUUAUACAGUUAGAUGACAUAAGCUGCCGUGUAAAGACUGGUUGUAAAGAUCAUCCUCCUUGGCCUCGAGGUAUCUGUAGUAAAUGUCAACCAAGUUCUAUUACUUUAAAUCGUCAAACUUAUCGACACGUAGACAACGUCAUGUUUGAGAAUCCAAGUUUAGUCGAACGUUUUUUAAAUUACUGGCGCAACACUGGUCACCAACGUAUCGGAUAUUUGUAUGGAAGAUACGAAAUACAUACAGAUGUUCCGUUAGGGAUCAGAGCCGUUGUUGCAGCCAUUUACGAGCCUCCACAGGAAAGUACAAAAGACACUAUACGACUUUUACCGGACGAAAGGAAAGCGUUAGUCGAUGAAUUGGCUCGUUUACUUAAUCUAAGAAAAGUUGGAUGGAUUUUUACUGACCUUAUAGCUGACGAUGUCAAGAAAGGAACGGUGAAACACGUGCGAAAUAUAGAAAGUCACUUUUUAUCUGCUCAAGAAUGCAUUAUGGCUGGGUAUUUUCAAAACGAGUAUCCAAAUCCCUGCCGUUUCUCUCCUAGUAAUUAUUUUGGCUCAAAAUUUGUUACCGUUUGCGUUACUGGCGACGAUAAAAAUCAAGUUCAUAUGGAAGGUUAUCAAGUAUCUAAUCAAUGUAUGGCAUUAGUGCGAGAUGGCUGUUUGGUUCCUACAAAGGAUGCGCCAGAAUUGGGAUAUGUAAUCGAAUCAACAGAUAAACAGUAUGUUCCGGAUGUUUUUUAUAAGGAAAAAGACUCGUAUGGAAAUGAAGUGCCAAGGCUAGCAAGACCUUUGCCAGUAGAAUAUUUAUUGGUAGAUGUACCUGCAUCCACACCACUCACUCCACAAUUUACCUUUUACGUUAGUGAUAAUAUUACUCCAUUUCCAAUUGAAAAUAGGCUCGUUGAUGGACAAGUUCAAGAAUUUAGUUCGCUUUGUUCAUAUAUGCAACAAUUUAAUCAAGAUGAAUUUUUAGAAGCAGUUUCAGACUUCCAUUUGCUACUUUUUAUUGCAACAAUGGAUAUGUUACCAAUGAAGGACCAUAUGACACCAUUAUUAGAAGCAGUUCGCAGUAAGGAUAAAGAAAAAGCAAUAGAAUGGGCACGAUCUGAACAUUGGGCAACAGUGGAGCAACUUAUAUCUGCAACAACGGCAACAACAUUGCACUCAUCUCAGUCAUCUCUUGAUAGUAAUUCAAGAAUGUCAUCUCCUGUACUUGUGGGAGAAAGCGGAAUAGGAGUUGGUACAGAACCAAUGGCAAAUCCACCUCCUAAUCAAACGCUUUGGACUUGUUCUCAUUGCACUUUUCUCAAUGCAGCAGAUUUUGCAAUGUGUGAAAUGUGUGGUUUGCCAAGGUAUACAUAACAAACUGUCAAUAUUAUAUUGCUUUUGUAUGCAUUUAAGGGUAUUAUCCUUAAAUUGCUACUUUGCUUCCGCAGGAUUUGAUGCAUACUGUGUCCUUGCGGAUAUAACAAUUGUUUUCUACACAUCUUUGGCCUUAUUUAUGAGUGAAUAAAAGAGAAAAAAGUACUUUUGA